This is a messenger RNA of Penicillium egyptiacum, 942 nucleotides long. Lineage: Eukaryota; Fungi; Ascomycota; Eurotiomycetes; Eurotiales; Aspergillaceae. The record is from the annotation of a GenBank genome assembly.
AUGCCUAGCAAUACAUUCACUUUCGUUGUUCUACUUUUGGCUGUGUUCACUCCCGGCAUCCUUGGUCUCCACGCUCACCCUCUGCACCAAGUAUACCAGUUUCCCAACGCCACAUGGGUUGAGAAUAUUGCCGUUCGACCUAAUGGCAACUUGCUGGUGACUCUGGUGAACACCCCUGAGCUUUGGGAAAUCGACCCUUCUGAGCCAUCUGAGCCAUCUCGCGCACAUUUCAUACAUCAUUUUAGCGACGCUGAGAUGGCCACCGGUAUCGCGGAGCUUACCCCGGAUGUCUACGCCGUCAUAGCCUCCAACCACGUUUGGAAAAUCGAUUUGAGCCGUGGCAAGGACAGGGUUAGGACGACCUUGAUCAGCAGAAUUCCGCAUGGAAGCUUGAACGGGAUGACAGUUUUGAACCGAGAAGCCGGCUUGCUUGCCAUAGCGGACUGUCAACUUGGGCUUGUGUGGCGCCUGGACACCAACACGGGCGACUAUUCGGUCAUGCUACAGGACGACACAAUGGCAGCCAAUACCGAUGUCGGGCCGUUGCUGGGAAUAAACGGCGUGAGAAUGUUGCAUGAUUACGUCUACUAUGUGAACACCCCUCUGCGACUGUACUGCCGUGUUCGCGUUGACAGACUCAGUGGUCACGCGGUAGGCCCUUAUGAGAUCAUCAGUAGACGGGUAAGAACCGAUGAUUUUGCAAUUGGCCUGGAUGCUGUAGCGUACCUUGCUGGGCUCGACGAUAAUGUUGUAGCAAGGGCGUUUCUCAACGGGACACAGGAGAUCAUCGCUGGUGGACCUGAUGUUCAGACGGCCACUUCGGCUGCGCUGGGAAGAAAUGAGAAGGCAAAUACUUUGUAUGUGACGACUGGUGGCAACACCACAGAUCUGUCCAGCUACACUGGCAGGGGCAAAAUCAUGGCACUUACUCUGGAUGCCUGA